GAAAUGACCUCCUGUUUCCAAUAUUGGAAUCAUCCCUUUCUUUACCUUUAAUCUUCCUCCCGCACUUGAAGGAAAAAAAUAAUCAUACAAUUUAUGAUGAAUAUUCUCUCUUUAACAAAUUAUUAUUUCUUUUCUUGACCCCUCCAAAUCCUCAUUUCUUUCAUGCUUUUCAUCGUCAUGUCACUCUCAAUCCCCAUCAUUUUGCCACCUUUUUCACUCAUUUGGUUCUAAUAUAUAUAUUCAUUCUAAUUUCCUUCUCCUUCAAUCUGUCCACUUGAAAAUAAGGCAUAAUUAUUAUUAUUAUUGCUGUUGCGGUUGAACUUUUUUUUAUUUGAGAUUGAGGUGUAGUUAUUAUUGUCGUUAUUGCUAAAUCUUGUAGUUGUUUGGGAUUGAAGCGCAAUUAUUGUUGUCAUUGUUGCUAAAUCGAUCUCUCUUGUUCUUGUGUUAUUUCAUUGAAUCCAAAAUUUGACAUUCAGGCGUAACUAUUGUUGUCGUUGCUGUCGUGGUUGAAUUUUUCUGUAUUUGGAAUUGAGUCGUAGUUGUUGUUGUCGUUGUUGCUAAAUCUUAUAGCUGUUUGGGAUUGAGGCGUAAUUGUUGUUGUCGGUGUUGUUGCUGAAUCUCUCUCAUUAUUGUGCUAUCUCUUCAUCUUCAUUUCUUUGCACUUUGUCCCCUAAUACAAUGGGGAAUUGUUGCUCUAGUGGGGAAGAACCUAAUGAAAUUACAAACAAUGAAAAUGGACAAACCAAUAACCCUAAAAAUGGAGAAAAUUCUUCAUCUACACAUAAUCUUGAUUCCACAACACCAACAAAAACAACCCCUCCUCCUCAAACAACAACAACAUCCCCUAGCCCUUCAUCAAAACCUUCAAAACCAUCACCAAUAGGGCCAGUUUUAGGCAGACCAAUGGAAGAUGUUAGAACAACAUACACUAUAGGAAAAGAACUUGGUAGGGGACAAUUUGGUGUAACACAUUUGUGUACACACAAACAAACAGGAGAACAAUUUGCAUGCAAAACAAUAGCAAAAAGAAAACUAGUGAACAAAGAAGACAUUGAAGAUGUUAGAAGAGAAGUACAAAUAAUGCACCAUUUGACAGGACAACCAAAUAUUGUGGAAUUAAAAGGAGCUUAUGAGGACAAACAUUCUGUGCAUUUGGUUAUGGAGUUGUGUGCUGGAGGUGAACUUUUCGAUCGAAUUAUCGCUAAGGGGCAUUACACAGAACGUGCAGCAGCUUCAUUGUUAAGAACAAUUGUGCAAAUUGUGCAUACUUGCCAUUCUAUGGGAGUUAUUCAUAGAGAUCUUAAGCCUGAGAAUUUUCUACUUCUUAAUAAGGAUGAGAAUGCACCUCUUAAAGCUACAGAUUUUGGCCUUUCAGUAUUCUACAAGCAAGGAGAUGUAUUUAAAGACAUUGUGGGUAGUGCAUAUUACAUUGCACCUGAAGUCUUGAAAAGAAGAUAUGGACCAGAAGUUGAUAUAUGGAGUAUUGGGGUUAUGUUAUACAUUCUUCUCUGUGGAGUUCCUCCUUUCUGGGCAGAAAAUGAAAAUGGAAUAUUCAAUGCAAUAUUGCGGGGACAUAUUGAUUUUUCAAGUGAUCCAUGGCCUUCAAUUUCCGGUGGAGCCAAAGACCUUGUCAGGAAGAUGUUGACAAUAGAUCCCAAGCAGAGAUUAACAGCUAUGCAAGUCCUCAAUCAUUCAUGGAUCAAGGAGGAUGGAGAAGCACCAGAUACACCACUGGACAAUGCUGUAUUACAUAGGCUCAAACAAUUCAGAGCUAUGAACAAGUUUAAGAAAGUUGCUCUUCGGGUUAUUGCAGGGUGCCUUUCAGAGGAAGAAAUUAUGGGAUUAAAGCAAAUGUUCAAAAACAUGGAUGCUGAUAACAGUGGAUCAAUUACAAUUGAGGAAUUAAAGCAAGGAUUAGCCAAACAAGGGACUAAACUAUCAGAUUAUGAGAUUAAACAGUUAAUGGAAGCUGUAAGUUCUACAAGUUCUUCUUUUUUUUUAAAUAAUCGUGGUGUCCAGUUCAGUUUGCGUGUACCUCGACUAAUUUCACGGAACAUCUGCUACCUCCCACCAACAGUUCUACAAACUUAAUUUUCAGUCAAUUUUUUCUCGUUCUAUCUCAUAGUAUCCAUUCACUCAAAACAACCGUUGUUCUUGUAUUUGGUUGCUUAAUUUUGAGUCUUCUCUUUUAAUCUCUGAUUGUUCGAAAAUUUUCACAAGCACAAACUCCGUUUUUUAUUCGGGGAAUAAUACUUUCACAAAAUAAACCAUCUUUUUUCUUUUUUCAGAAAAGAAAAAUAAGCCAUUUUUAAGAUCCAAUUUAAGCCGUCAUAAUUCAGAUUUUUUUCAAAUUCAGGGCUUAUUCAUUUUUUAUUUGAGAUAAAGGAAAGUUUUCUUAGUAUAGGAAUGAAUAGAGAUGAUACAUAUACCCAACAACCUCUAUUAUCUUCAAUAGUGAUUUUAUCAAAUGUGUUUUUUUCCAAACUUUUUGAAAUCCAAAACUGUCAUACAAUGACACAAUAUUUGAAGAAUCAACCCAAAUAGUCGUCCACUAAAGUGCUUAAAUUAAAAGUAGUCGACAAAUGUAUAAUUCAUAUAUAAUUUGUGUAUAAAUAUGAUAAUUAAUGUAUAAUUUAUAUAUACCGGCUAAAAAUAAUAAAUAAAAUCUGACUGGCUAUUUAUAAUAAACUUUUUGCUGAAGUGAUAAAAGGCAUAGUAGAUAAAAAGGCUAUUGAUAGCUUUAU
Molecule: messenger RNA, 2744 nt
Organism: Nicotiana tabacum (common tobacco)
Lineage: Eukaryota; Viridiplantae; Streptophyta; Magnoliopsida; Solanales; Solanaceae
Product: calcium-dependent protein kinase 17-like
Biological process (GO): protein phosphorylation
Molecular function (GO): protein kinase activity; ATP binding; calcium ion binding
Source: RefSeq, a predicted model, not a curated record